Molecule: messenger RNA, 3176 nt
Organism: Rhipicephalus sanguineus (brown dog tick)
Lineage: Eukaryota; Metazoa; Arthropoda; Arachnida; Ixodida; Ixodidae
Product: endothelial zinc finger protein induced by tumor necrosis factor alpha-like
Exons: 7
Coding region: 289-1338 (349 amino acids)
Biological process (GO): regulation of transcription by RNA polymerase II
Cellular component (GO): nucleus
Molecular function (GO): RNA polymerase II cis-regulatory region sequence-specific DNA binding; DNA-binding transcription activator activity, RNA polymerase II-specific
Source: RefSeq, a predicted model, not a curated record
GCCCUCAGAAAUAUGGCAUCUAUGGCGUCAAUUUAACUGAGAGCCUUCGAGAUUGGUUUGUUGAGCGCCAGCGCCGAUACACAAGCUACUCCUAUCCUUUCCAAAUCAAGCCGUUGAUUUGGCCGAAGGAAAUGGCGCUACUAUAAUGUGUUGCGAGCAGGUCGUGGUUGCGAGUUUCGCUUGAAGAGUCCGAAGUGGAUUUAUUCGACUUGCGUUGUAGGUCUGCCGUGAAAUAUCGUUACGGAAUCGAAAAACUUCCAAAUGUGAAUAGAAAACCUUUUUCAGGGCAUGACAGCUAUUGACAUCAAGGCAGAGCCGAGCAGCCCUGAAUCUCUGCUGCCCUUUGAGCUCACCUGUGUUGGCAUCAAGCUAGAGCCAAGUAGCCCUGAACCCAUGUUGCCUUUUGAGCUCACCUGUGUUGGCAUCAAGCCAGAGCCAAGUAGCCCUGAACCCACGUUGCCUUUUGGCAUGGAAGGUGUUGACAUCAAGGCAGAACAGACUAGCCCUGAACCCACGUUGCCUUUUGAGGACGUCAAGACGAAUCAAACAAGUCUCGAUGACAAAGCUCUUGACAGUAGCAGCGCUGAAAGUUCAAGAGACAUCACGGAUAUCAAGUCAGGGAUAUCUGAAGGUACUGGGGAAUCACUACCCGAAAAGCCCAGAAUUAGCAUCGGCACUUGCCCCGAGCUCGACAUUUGCAAGCGGAACGCUGGAGACAAGGACUGUGUGACAAGUCAUCAGGCGACACACUGCAAUGCGAGACGGCGCGCCUGCCCCAUUUGUGGCAAGUUUGUUUCUCCAGCAUCUAUCGCACAGCACCAGCGUAUCCACACGGGUGAGAAGCCCCAUGCCUGCCUUGUCUGCGGCCAAAAGUUUGCCAAGAAGUCCACGCUCUUUACACACAGUCGCAUGCACACAGGUGAGAUGCCGUAUGCGUGCCAGGUAUGCCCAUCCAAAUUCUGCAGGAAGGACUCUUUCGACAAACACAUGCAGCUACAUGCAAGUGGAGUAGACUUGCACCACUGCCCAGAGUGUGGCAAGAGCUUCAAGCUGAUGAUAUAUCUACGAAACCAUCUGAAGUGGCAUAGCGUGGAGAAGCCAUACCCGUGCCUCCUUUGCCCUUCCAGGUUCACACACAAACGUAAUCUGGAGAGGCAUGUGGGGACUCACACAAGUGAAAAGCCACACAAGUGUCCCAUGUGUGAAAAAGUGUAUUCCCGGUAUGAAUACCUCACAAGCCACACGCGCAAGAUGCAUGAUGGAGUCUGGAACCCCAUGGCAAACACUGAUAGGAGGGUCAAGAUCAAAAAGCCACGUAACCCUGCCUCCUGUAUGUGAAGUGUGAUGUGGAAUUCGGAAUUUUUCCAUUCUUCAUGCUGCAGUUCGAAUUCAGCAGGAAUUGUUACCUUUCGUUUCAAAACAGUGUUAUUCUAGUCGUUCUCACGCUAGAUGGUUGUAGUCUGAAAAACUGGCAGUACGUGGAUUAUGAUAUGCAAAUUCGCCGCAUCCUGCGCUUCAGGCCAACUGAGAUUGGCUGCUAAAUAUGUACGAGUCAUGGCAUCGCUAGAUGGUUGGAGGUGCUUUCAUUUCAGGUAGCACCUCUUACCAUCUGCCGCUUGAGAUGAGACAUGAAGGAAAGAAGUUAAGCUUGACAAAAGUAAACUGCCCAUCAGUACAUUACUCAACAGCUAUGGCACUGCACAGCUAAGCUGCUGAUUGCAGGUGUAAUCUCUUCAUUGCUGAGUUCAGUGUGCAUUAAGUGCAAGAACACUUGUGUACAGUGAUUUAGAUGUUCGUUAAAGAACCCCUCCCCACAUGGUCAUGUCUGUUAAUCAGGAUGUGGUUUUGGAAAGUGAAAUGUUUGAAUAUAGAUUUUUUUUUUUUUUUUCACAGAGCAUACCUUUGUAGGCAUGAAGGAAUGUGGUGUCGAGCUUGUAUUGUCUCGCUCGUGCAUUUUGUGCCUACUCGGCAAAUGUACUGAAGGAUCGUCAAAGAAAUGCUUUGCGAUGAACUGUUGUGACAGGUAUGUUCUAUGCACCACAUCUGUCACAUGUAGUCCACCACUUCACAUUGUAUGUGUUUAUGUUCUAUGAAUGAGGCAGCGUUUUGGUGAUAGCUUGCGAGCGACAGUGCUUUCGAAAUUAGGGAAUGGCUGGAAUCUACUGAACAGCAAUAAAAAUAUUGUUGCUAUUUGAAACAUUGUCCCAGCAAUCUCUGGGAACAUUUUGCCCUUGUGCCAUCAAGAAGUAUGCAUUAAUAAGUCUGUCAAAUUACUUAACGACACUGCUGUAAACUUAUGCUCAUCGUUUCAUAAGAUGACGUCAACAUGAAUGAAGAAGGACCAGCUGAAGCAGCUGUUGACAGGAGCACCUGCGUAACAUCACAGACAAGCAGCACUGAAACUUCAUGAGGCAUCAUGGAUGGGCCGAGUGGUUUUCAGUGAAGCAGCACCAGGAAGCAUGAAGUGUUCAACUUUAGAGAGCGACAGCAUGUCCACCUCAAGUGUGGAUACACACAAGCCUCCACGAGUGAGCAUGUGCUCCGUACUGACCUCAUCAGCCGCACUGUCGAUGGCCCCACUGUCUGAUAACAUAGUCGAAUACAACUCUCUUGACUGGACUUAACAUUUCUUGUGGAUUGGCUUCGAACUCUUGGGAGUGAUGCAAAGUGUGUAGUGUAGCUGUUUCACCAAGAUUCAUUCGUUCAUUCAUUCAUUGCUCUAAAAUCUCAUACAUUAGGUAAUAAAUGAUGAAUGGACUGCACUCAUUUGUAAUCAAAGGUGUGUCCUGGGUUUUCCAUUAGGUGGAGCCAAGUUUCACUGCAGCACCCCCCACUCCAUACAUGUCAAGUAAACGAAAACGACCUUCUCAAUUGAUGCAAAAGUGAAAAUGAAGGGAUAAUGUGGUUCUCACGAUGGCCUGCCUUCAGUCUGGGUGUAAAGGUGGCUAGCAUAAACAGUUCUUAGAAUGCAACAUCAGAGGUCCUCGGCCACCAUUGUCGUCAAAAAUCUGCGUAACCAUAACCCUGCACUUUCACCAAUGAUGGGAUAGGUCCGACUGAGUCAAGGUACGAGGCAGGCUUGACAUCCCCUUUAGAUGAUUAGAAGGAAACGGCCGGCCCCUGUGCGCGCACCUUUUCACUAGGCUGGCGCGAAUAUUCGAGCACUUUGAAUAUUC